Molecule: messenger RNA, 6527 nt
Organism: Conger conger (European conger)
Lineage: Eukaryota; Metazoa; Chordata; Actinopteri; Anguilliformes; Congridae
Product: cilia- and flagella-associated protein 44
Exons: 34
Coding region: 62-5332 (1756 amino acids)
Molecular function (GO): protein binding
Source: RefSeq, a predicted model, not a curated record
ACUGCCAAGUGCCCCAACCGCUGCUCUGGAUGAGUCCAAGGAAGAAGUGGGACGAGCAGAGAUGGGGGUAACCCAGACCCAGAUCAUCCCAGAGGACAAGUACUACAGUUAUGAGGAUCUAUACUCUAGACCAUUCAUUACACCGAAUUCCAACAUCCCCACGGACCUGCUUCAGCUCACUCACUCAUUUGGCUAUGACUGUCACCGAAGGAACAACCUGCAGUUGCUGGACGAGCAGACCCUUGCGUUCAUUGCUGGGAAUGUGGUUGUCUUGCUGGAUAUUCAGAGUAAAGAGCAGCGGUUCCUGCGCAGCUGCAGUGGGGGAGGAAUCGGCACCAUCAUGGCUCAUCCCAGGAAGAGCUACUUUGCUGUGGCAGAAAAAGGGGAACAACCCAAUAUCAUCAUCUAUGAGUUCCCCUCUCUACGCCCCUACCGUAUCCUCAGAGGGGGUACAGUAAAGGCCUACAGCUCUGUGGAUUUUAACCAUGAUGGCACCCUACUAGCAAGUGUGGGCUGCGCACCAGACUUCAUGUUGACCCUGUGGGACUGGAUUCAGGAGCAGGUUCUGCUUCGCUACAAAGCCUUCUCCCAGGAUGUCUACAGAGUCACCUUCUCACCAUACAACCCUGGCCAACUGACCACCUCUGGCUCGGGACACAUCAAAUUCUGGAAGAUGGCCAGAACUUUCACAGGACUCAAGUUGCAGGGGCUGCUGGGACGGUUUGGAAAGACAGCCUUGACUGACAUUGAUGGCUAUGUGGAGCUUCCUGAUGGCAAGGUUGUGUCUGGCUCAGAGUGGGGGAACAUGCUGCUUUGGGAAGGGGGCCUAAUUAAGGUGGAGAUUUGCAGAAAGAGGGGACGUCAGUGUCAUGCCGGCUCCAUCCAGCAGUUUGCUCUGGAUGAGGGUGAGCUCAUCACCAUUGGAACUGAUGGUGCAGUCAGGACUUGGGAUGUGGAGUGUAUCGAUGCUGCAGAUUCUCCAGAUGAUAGUGGGCUCUUUGAGAUGGAACCAAUGAACGAGCUGAUGAUUGGACGUACUGUCUGCCUGACCUUCAUGGUGAAGAGCUCCUUGCCAGACUCCUUCAUUUGGUUUGCUCAGGAUGCUAAUGGCUCCAUAUGGAAACUGGACCUCUCAUUCUCAAACAUGACCCAUGACCCAGAGCGCCUGUUCACCUUCCAUGCUGGUGCUAUUCAGGCCAUGGACAUUUCCGUGACUUCCCACCUCAUGGCGACAACAGCACUUGACCGCUCAGUACGGAUUUUUGACUUCUUGGCAAAGAGAGAACUGACAACAAGCCAGUACAGCCAAGGAGGAACGGCACUGAUCUGGGCACCUCGCUCAAUUAGUCCUCGGGGGGCUAUGCUGGUGGUGGGGUUUGAAGACGGGGUAGUGCGCCUUCUGGAGCUGUACCGUUCCGUCAGCCUCCAGGCUGUGCCAGACCAAAGCCAGGCCAAGGAUGCAGAGCUCUGCCUAAGACAAGCACUGAAGCCCCAUAAUGCACCUGUGACUGCCAUUGCAUACGAAUGCAAUGGGGAGAUCUUAGCCACUGCGAGUGCCGACCACACGGUGUUCUUCUUCACAGUGGGGGAUAAAUAUGAUCCUAUUGGUUUUGUCACUGUGCCAGGGCCAGUCAAGUCACUAGAGUGGUCUCCCAAAACACAUGAGAGGAAUACACUGCUGAUCCUGUGUCUUAAUGGAUAUAUUGUUGAAGUUGAGGCCCCUGAAGCAGAGUCUCACAUGCCCACCUCCACCUUUGAGAUCCACGGGCUGCACUCUCGAUUUUUCCACUUUCACAGCAUAAAGUCUCGCAUUAAGCGUGAUAUAGAAGUUUCUCAGAGAAAGGAGCUGAAAGAGAAGGUGAGGAAGGAUAAAGUGCAAAGGAAGGACAAUCCUACUCAGAAGGAAGAUAAAGAGGAGGAGACUGAGGAAGAGGAGGAUGACAAAGAUGAACUACCCGCACUUUACAUCCCAGAACCCCCUAGCCCCCUGCUCUGCGCUUUUUACUCCCAGCCUGGAGCCUUCUGGCUCUCUGUGGGUGGCUACGAUGCUGGUUUUCUGUACCAUUGCCAAUUCUCAGAACAACAGGAGCAGGAUCCAGGGCUCAGACAGGAUGAGCCCUUUGCCUUUCUCCCUACACAAGAAACCGAAGAGGACCCCAUCUGCACCAUUAGCUUCAGCUCCAACAGGAAGUUCUUUCUGUGUGGCAUGUGGAGUGGGCAGAUCAAGGUGUACCCCAUACAGCCGCAAGAACCAAGCAUGAUGUCCCUUGAUGCCUUCUGGGCCCUUAGUGUUCAUGACAACCAGAACGGCCAUCUGUGCAGUGUGCGCUGCAGCUAUGAUGAUCAGUAUGUUCUGACGACGGGAGAGGACGGCAACAUCUUUGUCUUUAGCCUGCUCACCCAGGAGGAGUUGGCCAAAGCCCUGGGUCCCAGCCAUGCAAAAGUACCCUCCCCCACUUUUGGAAUCGAAGCGGAGAAGGUGGUACCAGAUAUAAUGGAUGCCAGUGCUUACAGCAUUGAAACUGCAAAGCAGAGAACAGAGCUGGAUCGUAUGCGUCGUGAGGCAGAGCAGAGGAAGGAGGAGCGGCGGAGGAAGCUUGUGGAGCUGCAGAGCCAAUUUAAACAGCAACUACAGUACAACCAGAGCCUGCCAGAGCAUAACCGUUUAAAGCAAAUGGAGCUAGAACUGGACCCUCGGUUUCGGGAACAGGCUGAGUGGCUGACUGCCCAGCAGAUUCGAGAGGUACAGAGAGAGCUGGCCUGGGAGGCGGAGUGGCACAGGGUCGGCCUAAAGAAAUUGCAGGACCGGUUCUGGGAGUCCCUGGAGUCAGACAUAAUUACUGUGGUGGCCUGUCAAAGUGAACAUAAGAUCUCCACAUACCGGCUGCUGACAUUGUCACAAAGAUUUCUGCAGCUGCAGAAAGAAGGCCAAACAGGCCGGCCUUGGCAAUGCAAGAAGGAGCUCAGUCAGGAGAAUGACAUGUCCUCAGGAGGGCAGGAUGGCGGUGUGGAGAGGGCUGAGAGAGACAGAGAAGAUGCGAUUUUUUCAGAGGGUGAGUCUCAAGACCAUGUGGGGGUGUCUGGGGGGAAAGGAGGACAUGUGGUAGACAGGCUCCAGAAAGCAGCAGAGAAGGCAGAAAGAAUUAAAACCAAGAUUGAAGGGCGGAGACAGGAGUGGGUGGACCUCUUUGCUUCGAAGCCAAAUGAGAACUAUGAGGACCCUGAUGAUGUGCGAGCUCUGCUGCUGGCAAUAGAGAACAUGGGUGAUUUUAAGCUGAAGACAGCCAAGGACUUCACUGUCCCAGAGCAGCUGAGAAUGAACACAGAGAGAAAGAAAUCACAGCUGGUGAUCCUGGAAGAGGAGAUUCAUGAGAGAAAGCUGAAGAUGAAUGUGCGAAUCAUGACAUUGCGGAAUGAGAAGAUACAGUUGAUCUCCCAGCUGGAACAGAGGAUGGAGCAGCUUUUGGCAGUGCAGGCCCAGCUUACUCCAGAUAGGUGCUGCCAAUGCCCAACUCUGCCUACCCUGCAGCCAGAAGAAAUCCCAGAAAAAAGGCUACAGUACACACAUAGCACCCUGCAGCGUUUUGCUGCCCUCUGCACACAGUGGAACCACAAAGGUGCAACAGAGCGCGGACCAGAGGAGCCAUGUCUGCUCAACCUGAUGCAGAAGGACAGCAAUGAUCCCACCGAAACAAGCCCAGCACUGCCCAGAACCUCUGCACAACCACAGCCGAAGCCCUGUGAGCUCACAGAGCUGGAGGAAGAGAUGAACCAAGUGCAGGAGAUCAGAUUGCUCUACCAGCAGGAUGACCUGCUGUCACAGAUGGAGGAAGCUAUGUGGUGCUUUGAUGCAGAGCUGCAGCUCCUGCGGCAUGAGAAGGAGGCAUUAGAUGUGCAAAUGAAGCUAGCCGAUCUGCGCCACAUCACCCUAUAUCAGGAGCUUCUACUUCUGAAGGACUUUGAGAAGAGAGAAAAUUCACUGCAGGACAGGUUGAGUGCCCGCAUGCAGGAGGAGAGUCAGAUCCUGGCUAAGUGGGAGGACUGUAGGAGGCAGCUGGAAUUCAAACAGCAGAGCAUGGUGAAGCUGCAGCAGAGAGAGAAGGCACUUCACACCUCCUUCCAGACUUCACUUGGAGACAACAACAAAUUUGCAGACUUCCUCACCAAGGUCUUCAAGAAGAAGGUCAAACACACAAAAAAGUGGGAGAAGGAUGGAAAUGAGGAGGAACAGGAGGACAGUGAUGAACACUCUGAUGAAGAGUCUGACUGGGAUGAAAUGGAAAGUGAUGAAGAGUCUGAGAGUGGCUGUCCGCUGGAUGACAGCGUUUGCCCACCUUACUGUGACCCGGAACUGUUUGAGAACACCCUUCAGAUGCGAUUGCGGAAGUUGGACCUAGAGGAACUGAUUGCAGAGGAGAAGAAGAGUUGUGAUGCCUUGAGAAAAGAAUGUGAUGCACUAGCCAAGAAGGAGAAAAUUGUGCAAAGCAGCCUGAAGGCAGCAGAGGGCGACCUUGAGCUGUUUGACCGUGAGAAACAGCAGAAACUGAAUGAGCUGGAUGUUGUUGUUCCCCUCAGACUGCACCAGAUUGAGUUCCUGACCAAUGGAGUGUUGCCCAGUGAUCUGUCAGAUUCCCUGGUUCUGAAUACUAAGACUCUGCUGAGUCUGCAAGACCGGAUCCGGCAGCUACUUGAGGAGAAGUCUGAGCAGGGGGAGCUCUACCGGCAGGCCAAAUACCGUCACUACCAGCUAAUUCAUGAUCGCAAAGACAUGGAAACCAGGAUCCACGAAUUAGAGGAGCGCUGUGAGGCUAUGAUGAUGGCCAAGUUCGGACGAUUGGUGGAUUUGGAGGCACUGCAGACUCUCUCUGGCAACAGAGUUGUGGAGGAACUGAAGCAUGACAGCAGAAUUAAGGAGGUCCAACACACACAUGAGCUCAAACUUUGGAAGGUGAAGCUGACAGAGGUGAAGCAGGAACUGAUGGCGGUGAGCAGACAGCACACUGAGCUUGUCUGCAUACUUAACUGCUUACUGAAAGAGAAGAAGGACCUGGAAGAUAAACUGGACACAAGACAACGGAAGAUGGGUGCUCAGUUCAGGGACCAGCGGUGUGAGGAAGAUGAGAGACACAGGUUGCAGAAGGUUGUUGCCUCACAGGCUGAGGAGAUGGAGACUAUGAGGCAGGAGAUCACCAUGCUGUCCCACAAAGGCGGGAAUGUCCUGCCCCCAACACAGUCUCUCCCUUCCCCCUACUGCAAUGACAGGCUUCACCCACACCACCUAUCUGGAGGAGCACCAUGCUCCCUGCUCAGCAACCAACGGGGCCUGGACUAGUCACACAAUUGAAGUCAUUCCUCUCUUUCUUUUUCUUUUUCGCUCUUUCUCUUUUUUUCUUUCUUUUUUCCCUGCUUCUCAUUUGCUUUUCUUGGUUUAAUUUGAAUGCAGCGUUGAAUUACUUACUAGCAUUACUGAAUGCACCAUCAUUAAAAUUCCCUCCAGUAAAGCAGUGUGUCUGUGUAGCUCUGUAAAAACUGGAUAUUCCUUCUUGUGGGGUGGGGAUGGUGGGAUGCAUAAACUUUGAUAUCCAUGUAAUUUAGGAGGCUUGGCUGAACAUAAAAAUAGCAAUUCUUUAAAUAUUUAUAUUUUUGUCUUAUGAGAUAUGGAUGCACAUGGAUUGCACAUUUUUUUUACUAUCUAAUUCCCAAUCAAAUUUUAUCAUGACACAUUUUUUCAUUUGUUCUCAUCUGAAAUGGUUCUGAAUCUGUUUUGACAUUGAGAAAACCAUCUGAAAUGGUUUUGUAUGUUUUCAAGAUGACUACUAAAUAGUAAUACUAAUAGAAUACUAAUAGAAUUCAAAAUGGUCACAAUCAACUUGAUUGGGACAUUUUUAAGAAGUAAUUGUAAAGGAACUAGUAGGUGAAGGAAGACCUCUGCAACUGAUAAAUUCUUAUCAUAAUGAAGUCCUCAAACACCUGUAUUGACAGAUCAGAAACACUCUUUAGCUAUCCACUUAGAGUUAUGAUGCGUCUGUGACCAUGAGCUCCAAUGAGACCAGUGUGAGAUCCAAGAUGGCAGUCUCCAGCUGCUAAUUGCGAAACCCCCUUUCUGUUACUUAUCAACUGGAAUAACACAACCAUUUGAUCUGGAAAACCUUGAGGACUACAUUUAUGAGUGCUUCGACUGACUCUGUACCAUGACACGAAAAAGGCUUCUGACAUUUAAACUGUCAUCAGCAACCUCACCUUGGAAGCAGAGUUUGACUGUUCCUCACCCAGUUUAUCCCUCUUACACAGCUGUUUCUGUUUCAGUUAAUGAUUGUUUCAACCUACAUAUUCAAUUGAUGAUCAUUAGCUCCUGUUUGGGAUAAUUGGUUAAUCACACACCUGACUUUGUGCAAGUGUACCUAGAAGAAUUGAUGCUGGUUUGAAAGCAAAGGGUGGUCACACCAAAUAUUGGAUUUAUAUUUUUCUUCUGUUCACUCACUUUGCAUUUUUUUAAUUGAUAAAAAUAAACAUUUCUAUUUUUGGAA